AUGAAAGAAAAAAAAAGUAUGCAAAGACGCCACUACAAAUCCAGCAUACGGCAAACAGGGAAAAGUGGCGCAUCAAUUAAAGGAGCAACAUUUGGCAAUCAACACCACCACUGUAAUGAUACUACUAAUAACAAUUUUACAUCACCAUCAAUAACAACUACAACGUUACAACAUCAUAGUAAACCAAUAGUGAUUCGCAAGUCACAAAAUACUGAAUGGAGUUGCCAUCACCAACAAAGCCAACAAUUAAUGCUCUCUCCUUCCAAUGCUGAUGAUUCGGAAGAUAGUACGAGUCUCAUGGAAGAGGAAGAGGAUCCUUCAUCAGUGCUCGAAUGUACAGCCACUUCAACAUCUUCAAUAACAACAACAACAUCGAUAACCUCUUCAAUACUUUCAUCACAAGUUGUCUCUUCUUGCAGCACUACAAUUAACCCAUUCGCAUCAUUUGCUCUUCUUCCUCCGAUUAAAACUACUACUACUACUACUACCGAUAAACCCCAACCACUCAACAUUCUUGCAUUCAAUCCAAUCCUUAAUUCAAUUCACGACGAACAUGAAUUGUUAAAGACCUUUAAGAAAGCUCAAUCUUCACCACAAUCACUCAUAUCAACUAUUUUCAAUUCAUUCAUAAUGGAAACUCUAUCCGAAUAUCCAACUGAUGGAACUUUUGAUUUUGGGUGGACGAAUCCAAAUACUACUGUACCGAAUUCUCCUGUUGCUUCUCCUUCCACUUCCCCUCUCGAGUUGGCUAGUCCAUCCAACAACAAUAAUAGCUUACUGAGAUUUGCCUUGACUAGCAAUUUACCUUCUGCCAUGCAAUCGGAUGAAACCAAUCCAAAACCACUCUCCACCAAACUUGUACAAACACUUGUGAGACACCAAGAAGAAGCAAACUCUGGUCCAUUCCCAAUACUGGACCCAAAUGCUGUGCCUGACGAACCAUUCUUCACCUCAUUCGAAACUAUGAAUGAUUUGUUGAAGGAACAUGAACGAGGUGAUUUGGAAUCAUUCCUCCUUGCCUUACCACCUGUGAAGAAGUGUUUAUGUGAUAGAAAGGCCCUCCACUGUUGUGUCUGUGGCCACGUAGGUUAUGGGACAGCAAAAGAUUUGUAUCUGCCCAACUUGUCUACUGGUAUAACUCAAUCGAGACGCCUCUUGCUACCAUCUCUCAGUUCCACACUGAAAGGUAAAAAGCUGAUAGCCGAAAAGAAGAAAGACCUCAUGAUGGACGUGUACAGAAAAUCCCAAUCAUCCAUGAUGAAUGCAAGAUUCCCAAUUUUCCUCUCCAUUUCCCAUCCUGGCCACCUCCAACCUCCUUCAACGCCAGCUCCAAAACUCACCAUCCCAGGAACUUUUUGUUGUGGCAUGACCUAUGAGAUUUUUGUAAAGGUUUUUAUUGCAAAACAUUCACAAUACAAGCAAUUCUCCUCCAUUGAACAAAUGAUGGAUAUUAAGAGAGAUUGGUUCUGUGAGAAGGAAGACGAAGAUGAUGAAACCUACAAACAAGGUUGUUACAAGGCACUCAUGACACGAAAUUUGGGAAUACAUGUCGAGUCAAUUAGUGAUGCUAUAAAGGGUGAUUUCAUUCAGUUCUGGAGGCAUAACGGUACAGGUCAUAGUGUUAUUUUCAAUAGCUUGAGUGAGGAUGGUACUGAAUUCGAGUAUUGGUCCUCACAACGAUCAACCAAAGGGCUGGGCUUCAACAAGGAAAAUGUCUCUUCCAUAACAAACUUUUACAUUGUAAGAUUAAAAGAUGAACCAGCUGUUUAA
Messenger RNA from Naegleria gruberi, 1770 nucleotides. RefSeq lists its product as uncharacterized. Lineage: Eukaryota; Heterolobosea; Eutetramitea; Acrasida; Naegleriidae. The record is from RefSeq and is a predicted model, not a curated record. The transcript has 2 exons. The coding region runs from base 1 to 1770 and encodes 589 amino acids.